CUUAAACUAUUUUGCAGGAAUAGCUAAAGUUAGUAUGGAGAGCGAGAACGAACAACCAGAGAAAACAACAAUGGGUGCUCCUAGUUUAUCAAUAACUGAAGGGAAUGAACCCAUAUCUCUCAACAACGUGUCUCCACAAACACACCAAUUAUCAGAAUUUACUUCUAUCAGACCUAAAGUUAGAAAAACAAGAGCUAAGAACAUUGAUUCCCUUGGUCGUAAAGCAACCAUAAAGCCUGAAGUUUCCUUGAAAAUGCCACAGGGGCUAGCCAAGGAACAGGAAAUGGUGAAGCAAUAUGCUCCCACAGUUCAGCAAGAGAUUAGACAGAAAAGGGUAGAAGAGGUCAAUUUUCUGACUGGUCAAACGAAGAAGAUGAAAACAUUUGGGAAUAGUCCAUUACAAAUGGACGUGCAGGAGGAGCACAUUAAGGAGGAUGAGGAGGAAAGUAAGGGGUCGGCAAUCCCAAACUUUUCCAUGCUACUGUCCAACUAAAUCGAACUAAAAUAAAUUUGUAUAAACUAAACUACAAGUGGACUUGUCUGAGCUUUGUUCAGCCACAAUGACUAUAUUAGUACUCUUCAGCAUAUAACAUUUUCAUUUAAGAAUUGUUUUGUUGAAAAUAUGUUUAUUGUACAUGAACUUUAUAGCUAUUUACUUCUUUGUGAGUUUUAUAUGUAUAGUUUUCUUUUUUCAUUUUAUCUUUCUUUUCAUGUGUCUGUUAUUGUUGAAACGUGUAUAUGAGUAUAAGUAUGACGAAACCUUUAAAAUCUAAAAAUAACUUAUUAAAUAGGAAGCUCGUUUUUUUUUUAUUUCACUGGAUAAUAGGUAUCAAUAUUUUAUACAAAUUAAGAUUUCUUAAGCUUAUUAUAAAACAACCAAAAUUAUAAAAAAAUGAGCACAAAAGGAAAAGGGGUACAACAAAAUGAAGUCUAUUAUAUUUAUUUGUUUUUAUUUUAUAUAUCUGCAUUUUUACAAACUAUUUCCUUAAUUAUAAUUAGAUUAAGAUUGCUAGAAAUUUGAAGAUCGUAAAAACAAUAAUAUUUUAGACUGAAAAAUUACUAUUUAUCAAUUGAAAGUUAAAUACAUAUAAAAUGUUGCACAAUUUUUUUUCUAUUUUAAAUUAAUAUGUUUCUUAAUAAAAAAAACUCGUCAUUUCAACUUUAUUAUACAUGUAUAUACACAUGUGAUAAGUUACCAUUUGUGAUACAUAUGAUAUAUUUAUAUUGUUAAAUUUCUACUUUUUGAGUGUGGUAGUUGCUGAUCUGCUUCUUUCAAAUCUAAUUCGAGAGUUACUAAAUCGUUACGUUUUGUUUCUACUAAAUAUUUUACUAUGAUAUAUGUUUUAUUGAAGCUUUUAAGAACCAUGAGUUUGUCUUGAUCAGCAGAAAUCACACAACGGUAUUGGAAAUAACAUAUUUAAUUAAUUUUAUGUAAUUAUUAUCUUAUAUCAUCGUGUGUUAUAACCUGAAUAAAGUAAACAUCUUUAAUCUUUUUAUACAAGUUUUUGUAUUUGUAUGUUUGCGUCAUUGAACAAUUUUAGAACAAUUUUACGUAUAUAUAUAAUGCUUCAUUUAAUCUUAUCAUCAUUCAAUGUAUUUUUGUUGUCUUAAUAUUCAAAGAAGUCAACCCAGUAUCAGAUAUCAGUGAGAGGCUAUUUUUAUUUAUCAUCAUUGCUUAAAUGUAAGUAGAUAUUGAAAGAAAUAACAUUUUUCUUAAAUAAUAUAUUCAGUGUGAUUCAACAAGUUUUUUGUAAAGUGCACUAGAUUUUUUUCUGACUUUCCGACAGAUUUUUACAAUGUCAUUUUCUGUCAUCAUUGAGAAAGGCUGAUUAUUAUUGUAUCAGUUAUAACGUUAUGUUUGUUCUUUUUUUAUUAUUAGUGCCAUAAUUGUCAAUGAAUCGCACGUUCUAUAAACAUUUAUUGAACUAGAAAGGGAGGGAAAAAUAUUGAAGAAUCUGAUUUUUACUUAUGUGUUGUGAAAUUGGUGUUACAACUUGGUUAGUCUUUUGAUUACAUUAUAUCUACUGCUAUAGUUUUAAUGAACAUUAGCGGUCUUUAGGAAGAG
Ruditapes philippinarum (Manila clam) is the source of this 2065-nucleotide messenger RNA. RefSeq lists its product as uncharacterized. The coding region runs from base 35 to 493 and encodes 152 amino acids. The transcript is spliced from 3 exons. Lineage: Eukaryota; Metazoa; Mollusca; Bivalvia; Venerida; Veneridae. The record is from RefSeq and is a predicted model, not a curated record.